AUGCCCGGCCUACGGGUCCGCGUAGCGUCCAAGCGGCGCUGCCAGAUCGGCGAAGGCCCGCACUGGGACGAGAAGGCUCAAGCGCUGCUCUACGUGGACUGCUACGCCGGCUGCGUGAGCCGGCUUGACCCCGAGACCCACGAGGACAUCGACACCAUACAUUUCGAGGGCACAAUCCCAUUCGCAGUCCCUCUUGCUAACCACCACCACAAGAUUGUCAUCGGCCACAACCACUACGUGAAGCUGACGGACAUGAAGAAGCGUCACGAGGAGCUGAUUGCCAUGGUGGAGACCGAGAACGCGGGCACCCGGCUCAACGAUGCCAAGUGCGACGCCGCCGGAAGACUCUGGACGGGCACCAUGGCCAUCGACAAGAAGCCGAUGAACGUGGAGCCCGAGCAAGGUUCCAUGUACAGCAUCGAGAAGAAGCACAUUCGCAAGCACAUCGAGCGCAUCACGCUGCCCAACGGCAUCGCCUGGACGUGCGACAACAAAAAGAUGUUCUUCGUCGACUCGGUGCCCGGAAAGUUGUACGUCUACGACUUCGACCUCACCAAGGGAGAUAUCAGCAACCAGAAAGUGGUGGCAGACUUCAACCAUCCAAGCUUCGCCGAGCUCGCCUUCCCGGACGGCAUCACGAUUGACCAGACGGACAAACUGUGGGUCGCCUGCUACAACGGAGGUCACGUGGUCAAGAUAGACCCCGUCACCGGCGCCUUGGUGCAGAAGGUGAAGAUACCCACGCAGCUGGUGACUUCGCUGUGCUUCGGCGGCCCGCGCUACGAGGACCUCUUCGUCACUACGGGCUUCAUCGGGCUGACCCGCGACCAGCUGCAGAGUCAGCCAGACGCGGGCGCCAUCUUCAAAAUUUCCGGCAUACCGGGAACCAAGGGCCUGCCGCCCAACUGCUUCGCCAUGUAA
Rhipicephalus microplus (southern cattle tick) is the source of this 921-nucleotide messenger RNA. RefSeq names its product regucalcin. Gene Ontology annotation, biological process: L-ascorbic acid biosynthetic process. Gene Ontology annotation, molecular function: gluconolactonase activity; calcium ion binding; enzyme regulator activity. Lineage: Eukaryota; Metazoa; Arthropoda; Arachnida; Ixodida; Ixodidae. The record is from RefSeq and is a predicted model, not a curated record.